Molecule: messenger RNA, 4349 nt
Organism: Ipomoea nil (Japanese morning glory)
Lineage: Eukaryota; Viridiplantae; Streptophyta; Magnoliopsida; Solanales; Convolvulaceae
Product: pleiotropic drug resistance protein 1-like
Exons: 21
Coding region: 1-4236 (1411 amino acids)
Cellular component (GO): membrane
Molecular function (GO): ATP hydrolysis activity; ATP binding; ABC-type transporter activity
Source: RefSeq, a predicted model, not a curated record
AUGGAGAUUAUUGAUGAUUCUUAUAGGAAGAGUGGAAGCUUUAGAAUAAGCAGUGGCAUGGAUGUGUUUGUGAAGUCAUCGUCGUCAUCACGGCGGGUGCAGGAAGAUGAAGAAAGGGCACUCAAGUGGGCUGCGCUUCAGAGAGUUCCAACCUAUGACCGCCUGAAGAAGGCCUUAGUUACAGGGCUAAGAGGUGAGACAAGUGAAAUUCAUAUAAACAACAUCAGAUAUGAAGACAAGAAACAAAUCCUUGAGAGGUUGAUCAAAGUCCCAGAAACAGAUAACCACAAGUUCCUAUUGAAACUUAAGGAUCGCAUUGACAGGGUUGCACUUGAUAUUCCUACAGUGGAGGUAAGAUUUGAGCAUUUGAAUGUGGGGGUUGAAGCUUAUGUAGGCAAAAGAGCUUUGCCUUCUAUCACAAACCUGUUCUUGAACAUACUGGAGGGGCUAUUGAGCUGUUUCCACCUGCCUACAAACAAGAAACACAUUUCGAUUCUUCGUGAUGUUAGUGGAAUCAUCAAGCCUGGCAGAAUGACAUUGCUCUUAGGGCCUCCAAGUUCAGGGAAAACCACUCUUCUGCUGGCACUGGCAGGGCAGCUUGAUCCCAGUUUGGAAUUUUCUGGGAGAGUUUCUUACAAUGGGCAUGAAAUGCAUGAAUUUGUGCCCAUGAGAACUGCUGCUUACAUCAGCCAGCAUGACCUCCACAUUCCAGAAAUGACUGCUAAAGAAACCCUGGCCUUUUCUGCAAGAUGCCAAGGAGUUGGCUCCAGAUAUGAAAUGUUAGCAGAACUAUCUAGAAGAGAAAAAGCAGCAAAUAUUAUGCCAGAUCCGGAUAUAGAUAUCUUUAUGAAGGCUGCUGCAACAGAUGGUCAGCAAGAAAAUGUCGUUGUGGAUUACAUCAUCAAGAUUCUGGGACUUGAAGGCUGUGAGGAUACAAUUGUAGGAAAUGAACUGUUAAGGGGCAUGUCAGGAGGUGAGCGAAAGCGGCUUACAAUAGGGGAAAUGCUUGUAGGACCAGCAAAUGUUUUCUUGAUGGAUGAGAUAUCAACUGGUUUAGACAGUUCAACCACUUUUCAUAUCCUAAAAUCCAUCAGAAAUUGUGUACACAUUCUCCAUGGGACUGCAGCAAUUGCUCUUCUGCAGCUUGCACCUGAAUGUUAUGAUCUGUUUGAUGAUAUUAUCCUCAUAUCUGAAGGCCAGAUUGUGUAUCAGGGUCCACGCGAUUAUGUGCUUGAAUUCUUUGAAUGUAUGGGAUUCAGAUGUCCAGAAAGAAAAGGGGUAGCUGACUUGUUGCAAGAAGUGACAUCAAAGAAAGAUCAAAAGCAGUAUUGGGUCCAUAGUGACAAGCCUUACAGAUUUGUGACAGUAAAGGAAUUCUCUGAAGCAUUUCAAUCUUUCCACGUUGGGCACAACCUAGGAGAUGAGCUUGCCACCCCAUUCCCCAAGGCUACAAGUCAUCCAGCUGCUAUAACUACAAAACCAUAUGGAGUUAGCAAGAUGGAGCUCCUGAAAUCUUGUUUUCUCAGAGAAGUUCUACUGAUGAAGAGAAACUCUGCCCUUUAUCUUCUUGGACUCGCUUCGGUGAUUCUUUUGGCAGUGAUUACGAUGACACUAUUCCCAAAGACCAAUAUAAGCAGAAACUCAGUAAUGGGGGCACAGAUAUACAUGGGGUCCCUCUUUUUUAGCCUCAGUGUCUUCCUGUUUAGUGCAAUACAAGAGUUAGCCCCCACUGUUAUGAGGCUUCCUGUUUUCUACAAGCAAAGGGACCAUUCGUUUUAUCCUGCAUCGGCCUAUGCAAUACCUAUAUGGAUCCUCAGCAUUCCCAUAUCAUUCGUUGAAGUUUCAAUCUGGGUGUUUUCUACAUACUAUGCCAUUGGCUAUGAUCCAAAUGUUGAAAGGUUGUUUAAACAGUGGGUUUUACUCUUGAUUUUCAAACAAACUUCGUCUGCGUUAUUCAGAUGUGCUGCAGUAGUGAGUAGGAGUAUGACCGUCGCAUUUGUAGCCUGUUCUUUUGUAAUCCUAAUGAUGUUUUCCUUGGGUGGAUUUGUCUUGUCAAGAGUGGAUGUGAAGAAAUGGUGGUUGUGGGGGUGUUGGGUAUCACCAUUGAUGUAUGCCCAGAAUGCUAUAGCAGUAAAUGAAUUCCUUGGAACAAGUUGGAAUACUGUGCUUCCAUUUUCUUCAUCAGAACCACUUGGUGUUCUUGUGCUCAAGUAUCGCGGGCUUUACCCCGAGGCAUACUGGUACUGGGUUGGAGUAGGGGCACUGGUUGGAUUCACAAUUAUCGCGAAUUUCCUUUAUGCUCUAGCCCUUGCAAAACUCAGAUCACUCCCACAGUCUCAUCAGGUUGUUAUCUCAGAAGAAUCUGAUAGCAGCAAUAAUGGUGCAGGAGGAGGGCGCGCAAUGAUCUUACCAUUUGAGCCCCACUGGAUCGCGUUUAGUGAUGUUAAGUAUUCUGUAGACAUGCCACAGGAGAUGAAGAAGAAGAAGAAGAAGAAUGCGGUGGAAGAUCGUGUGGAGCUUUUGAAAGGUGUGAGUGGGGCUUUCAGGCCGGGCAUUCUGACAGCCCUUAUGGGAGUGAGUGGUGCAGGUAAAACUACACUGAUGGAUGUCCUGGCAGGGAGGAAAAAUAAUGGGGGAUAUAUUGCAGGGAACAUCACAGUUUCGGGCUACACCAAGAAGCAAAAAACGUUUUCUCGCAUUUCUGGAUACUGUGAGCAGAACGACAUCCACUCUCCCCACCUUACAGUAUAUGAAUCCUUGCUCUUUUCGGCUAAGCUCCGCUUACCAUCACAGAUUGAUUCAGAAACCAGAAGGGUGUUCAUAAAAGAGGUGAUGGAGUUGGUUGAACUGACCUCUCUCGGGGAGGUAGUGGUUGGUUUACCCGGGGUGAAUGGUCUGUCGACUGGGCAACGAAAGAGGCUGACGAUUGCAGUAGAACUGGUGGCCAAUCCUUCCAUAGUAUUCAUGGAUGAGCCCACCACAGGCCUUGAUGCCAGGGCUUCAGCAAUCAUCAUGAGGACAAUUCGAAACGUUGUUGACACUGGCAGAACAAUUGUGUGCACAAUCCACCAGCCAAGCAUUCACAUAUUUGAAGCUUUUGAUGAGCUGCUGCUAAUGGCACUAGGAGGACAAGAAAUUUACUUUGGCCCAAUCGGGCGUCGAUCUUGCCACUUAAUCAACUAUUUUGAGAGUAUCCAAGGCAUCAGCGGGAUGAAAGAAGGUUAUAAUCCAGCAACAUGGGUGCUGGAAAUUACAACAACUGAAAAAGAAGUGGGUCUGGGGCUUAGUUUCAGUGAGAUCUAUGCAAGUUCAGAACUGUGCAAGAGAAACAAAGCUUUUGUUGAAACACUGAGCACACCCUCUCCAGGUUCAAGGGAUCUCAGUUUUCCAACUCAGUAUUCACAAUCUUUCUCAGCUCAAUUCUUGGCAUGCCUGCAGAACCAUCAAUGGUCCUACUGCCAUAACACCUCAUACACUGCACUCAGAGCCCUUUUCACCAUUUUUAUUGCACUGCUGUUUGGGACAAUGUUCUGGGGUCUUGGUGCAAGGAGGAAUAAGGUACAGGACUUGUUCAAUGCCAUGGGUUCCAUGUUUGCUUCAGUGUUCUUUGUUGGGACUCUGAAUGCAUUCAGUGUUGAGCAAGUAGCUGUGGUAGAAAGAACAGUGUUUUACAGAGAAAGAGCUGCAGGGAUGUAUGCAGCUACGCCUUUCGCCUUCGCAAUGAUUGUGAUUGAGGUGCCAUACAUUUUGGUGCAAGCAGUGGUGUACAGUGUGAUAGUGUAUUCCAUGAUUGGAUUUGAGUGGACAGCCAACAAGUUUUUGUGGUACCUUUUCAUCAUGUUCUUAACAUUCUUGUACUCCACUUUCCUGGGCAUGAUGUCAGUGGCCAUGACUCCAAAUCUGGACAUUGCCACCCUCUUGGCAACUGCUACAUUUGGGAUAUGGAAUGUGUUCUCUGGCUUCUUGAUUCCUCGCCCGCAUGCUCCUGUGUGGUGGAGAUGGUAUUUUCUGGUGUCACCUGUUGGGUGGACGCUAUAUGGGCUGAUGGUAUCUCAGUUCGGAGAUGUUGAUGAUGUUUUAGAGACAUUCAACACGGUGGAGGGGUUCCUCAGGAUUUUCUUGGGUUAUAAACGUGAGUUUUUGGGAGAAUCUGCAGCCAUAUUGUCUGCUUUUGUUCUGCUCUUUGCUCUUAUAUUUGCUCUCUGCAUCAACCUCUUCAACUUCCAAAACCGUUAGUUGAUACUCAUAUGGGCCUCGGAAAAUGGAUCAACCCCAACUACAACCUCACAUCUAUGUUUUGUCAAAAUACAUCAUUAAUUUUGUGUUUCAUUCUUAGGAAUAUAAUGCUU